GGCGAUCUCGCAUUACUCCAUGCCCUCCCCCGCGCUCCCCCCUCCGGGCCAGCUGAGAAGUUGCAACUGGUUGAGAUAUUUGUCCUUGGGGUUUGGGGUUUUUAUUUUUAUUUCCUUUUAUUCCUUAAUCACCGCAGCUCACAAAAACAUGACCUGAGGCUGUUCUUUUUCCAUCAGAUCUGAGCAGGGCGUCUCAGCGCCAGUACAACUAAGCACAACAAAUCCUGGCGAGCUGCAGCCAGCGACAGCAAGAGGGAGGGGAGGUGGUGGUACACGGGCAGCGCCGCCGGUGCCAGGUCCGCAGGGGCUCCCGGCCGCUGCCCGGGGCUCCUGGGCUGGGGCAAUGUACCAAAACCGGGGAGCAGCAGAUAGGGGAGGCGAAGGAGGGCUGGGCGCCAGCGGCUGCCCCGGGACGGAAGGGACACGGGAGCGCCCCGGGAGCUCCCAAGCUGCGCGUCCCCCGGCUCUCCGCACCCCUCUCACGCCAUGCCACAGCCGGCCAGCCAGCCCCAAUGUCCCGGCCCCGGACCUCCGGGGUCCGGCGAGGAACAGCGUAGGCGACAGCAGCCCCGCACCAGCGGCUCCGGCCCCUCUGCAAAGGGGGAGCGGGCUACUGACAUUUCUGCCGCCACGUAAGAGCCUCCGGCGAGUCCCUCUCCGCCCCCUCCAGUCCCCUCCUUCCCCUCAUGGCACAGUCGACGUGUCAGCCCCAAAAGUUCAUUUCCAGGCCCUGGGAGAGUCCCCUAUAAAGGUCCCGGGGCGUGCGUGGGACAGUGAGACGUGGCAGCGCGGGGCUGCAGCGGGGCGCGCAGGCAUCUCCCCAGCCAAUUCCCUGAACUGAUACUUUCAAAAUGAAGAGGAAGAUAAGAGUGGGAAUCAAGAAUGCCUUGGAGAAAUCCAGUCAUAAAGUUUGAGGAGUAGAAAUAAUAGGAAAUAUUAAUAACUCUGGUCUCUUACAUAGGUCAGAAUUUAGAAUGAAAUGAUGUAAAGUUACAAACCUGAGACAUAAGGGCUAUAAAAUUUGAAUCAAGAUUCACAGAUUUUUAAAUUAAUACAUAAUAAAAAUAUUUGCUUUUCCCCCCUCUA
This is a messenger RNA of Passer domesticus (house sparrow), 1086 nucleotides long. RefSeq names its product sterile alpha motif domain-containing protein 1-like. The record is from RefSeq and is a predicted model, not a curated record. Lineage: Eukaryota; Metazoa; Chordata; Aves; Passeriformes; Passeridae. The coding region runs from base 344 to 841 and encodes 165 amino acids. The transcript has 2 exons.